Messenger RNA from Nicotiana attenuata, 561 nucleotides. RefSeq lists its product as uncharacterized. Bases 1 to 561 code for a protein of 186 amino acids. NCBI's taxonomy places the organism in Eukaryota, Viridiplantae, Streptophyta, Magnoliopsida, Solanales, Solanaceae. The record is from RefSeq and is a predicted model, not a curated record. The transcript is spliced from 2 exons.
AUGACAGACAAACUUCAAGGGGCCGACCUUUUCACUAUGAGCGAACUGAAGGCCAUAGCAGAAACCUCCGAACAGCAGAUAAGUUCACCAUUGACAGAAGGACCGAUCGCGGUCGAAACAACAGAUCGCUGCAGGAGAAAGAAACGUCAGGAUUUUAAGAUUAAACGUAUUCUAGUGGAUCCAGGAAGUUCAGCUAAUAUCAAACAAUGGAGAGUACUGGAGCAAACCAAACUCAUCGAAAGCAUUAUUCCGGCAACAAAUCUCCUCGCUGGAUUCAACCUCGCAAGUGCGACAACCCGGGGAGAGAUUUUGUUGCUCACAAACGCUCAAGAAGAAAUGAAGACAACUCUCUUCGAAGUUGUAGACGGAGACAUGGGGUACAAUAUUAUCCUGGGAAGGCCAUGGUUACACGAGAUGAGAGUCGUGCCUUCAACUUAUCACCCAUAUUUGAAAUUUUCGACACCUGAGGGGAUCAAACAGAUAAGGGGUGAUCAACCAACAAGAAGGGAGAUGAAUGCAAUCUCCGUCUCCAGUAGCAAAGGAAAGGAGCGCGUGGCAUAG